Messenger RNA from Formica exsecta, 676 nucleotides. It is a transcript of the gene RpL27A, whose product is annotated as 60S ribosomal protein L27a. Gene Ontology annotation, molecular function: structural constituent of ribosome. Bases 87 to 530 code for a protein of 147 amino acids. Gene Ontology annotation, cellular component: ribosome; cytosolic large ribosomal subunit. The record is from RefSeq and is a predicted model, not a curated record. NCBI's taxonomy places the organism in Eukaryota, Metazoa, Arthropoda, Insecta, Hymenoptera, Formicidae. Gene Ontology annotation, biological process: translation. The transcript has 6 exons.
UCGAACGCAACUCAGAGAGGGGAAAGAGGGCAGUAUACCAUAGAGCGUGUAUUGUACGCUUCUACCUUUUCCUUCACUUCGUCAAGAUGUCAACACACAAGAAGAAGACCAGGAAACUACGUGGACACGUGAGCCAUGGUCACGGCCGCAUUGGCAAGCACAGGAAGCAUCCUGGUGGUCGUGGUAAUGCUGGUGGUAUGCAUCACCAUCGAAUCAAUUUCGACAAAUACCAUCCUGGAUACUUUGGAAAGCUUGGUAUGAGAAACUACCAUCUGCGACGUAAUACUAAAUGGUGCCCUACUAUGAAUUUAGACAAAUUAUGGACUCUCGUCUCUGAACAGACGAGACUGAAAUAUAAAGACGUUGAGGGCAAAGCACCUGUCAUAGACCUUGUAAAAGCGGGAUACUACAAACUCUUGGGAAAAGGUCGCCUUCCUAAGCAGCCUGUUAUAGUAAAGGCCAAAUUUUUUAGUAAACGGGCAGAGGAUAAAAUUAAGGCAGUUGGUGGCGCAUGCGUCUUGUGCGCGUAAUCGUUGAGAUAAGCCUCAUUUCCAUAAGUGUACUCUUAUUAUUACAAAUACUAAAACUUUAUAAAAAUAUUUAAAAAAUGUGAAGAUGUUAAGAGUAAUUUAUGGAAACGAAUAUAUAUUUCAAUGAUAAAUAAAAUUUUUUUUUU